This is a messenger RNA of Syzygium oleosum, 1704 nucleotides long. Its product is annotated as (-)-germacrene D synthase-like. Gene Ontology annotation, biological process: diterpenoid biosynthetic process. The coding region runs from base 1 to 1704 and encodes 567 amino acids. Lineage: Eukaryota; Viridiplantae; Streptophyta; Magnoliopsida; Myrtales; Myrtaceae. The transcript is spliced from 8 exons. Gene Ontology annotation, molecular function: magnesium ion binding; terpene synthase activity. The record is from RefSeq and is a predicted model, not a curated record.
AUGUCUCUUCUGAUUUCAGGAAUCCCAUCUUCUUCUCCUGCUCAACAACGGAGCCACGUUGCUCAACGCCGGUCUGGAAAUUUUCAUCCGAACAUAUGGGGGGAUUACUUUCUCAAAUAUACUUCUGACUCCAACUCAAUGAGUUCUCAGGGAAUAGCAGGGGAACGAAUUGAGAGAUUGAGAGGAGAAGUGAGAAAGAUGUUGACAGGUGAUAUGGAUAAGCCUUCGCGGAAAUUGAACUUGAUUGAUCAAAUCCAACGCUUGGGACUUGCCUACCACUUUGAAAUCGAGAUAGACGAGCAGCUGGAACAAAUCCACAAAAGCUAUUUUGAAUUUCACCGUGGUGAUAAUGAUGAUGACCUACACACGACUGCUCUUCUCUUUCGAUUGUUGCGACAACAAGGUUACAAUGUUUCAUGUGAAAUCUUUAACAAGUUCAAGGACGAUGAAGGGAAUUUUAGCAAAUCGCUCAUCGUGGACGUGCAGGGAUUGCUAAUUCUGUUCGAAGCUUGCCAUCUGGGGUUUCAUGGUGAUGAUAAUUUGAACGAUGCACUUUCUUUUACUGUAACUCACCUUGAAUCAAUUGACAAAGGAAAAGUAAGCCGUAAUCUCGAAAAAGAAGUGCGUCAUGCCCUAAACCAGCCAAUCCACAUGGGACUGCCAAGGAUAGAGGCGAGACAUUACAUUCAACUCUACCAAGAGGAGCCUUCGCAUAAUGAAGUCUUGCUCUCCUUGGCUAAACUCGAUUUCAACUUAUUGCAAGAGCAACACCAGAGGGAACUCGGCAACAUUACAAGGUGGUGGAAGGAUUUAGAUGCGGAGAGGAAGUUCCCAUUUGCUAGAGAUAGGCUAGUGGAGCUGUAUUUCUGGAUGUUAGGAGUUUAUUUUGAGCCAGAGUACAAAGCCACCAGAGAAAUACUAACCAAAGUGAUGGUGAUUGUUAACAUAUUUGAUGACGUGUAUGAUGUCUAUGCCACAAUGGAAGAACUGGAACUCUUCACGGAAGCAAUUGAAAGGUGGGAUGUCGAUGCCAAAGAUGGAUUGCCAGAGUACAUGCAAGUGUGUUACAAGACACUUCUUGAUUUGUAUGAUGAAAUUGGCUACGAAGUGACUAGAAAAGGACAAUCAUAUCGCCUCUUCUAUGCAAAAGAAGUGAUGAAAAACCAUAUGAGAGCAUACCACGCUGAAGCCAAAUGGUUCCACCAAAACCACGUACCAACGAUGGAGGAGUACAUGCCCAUUGCAUCAGUAUCCAUAGGUUGUAAAUUGCUAUUAGGGACGUCGUUUCUGGGAAUGGGGGAUAUCGUAACAAAAAAUCAUUUCGACUGGUUACUAUUCAGCGACCCCAAGAUGGUGAAGGCUUCGAAUGUAGUCUCUCGGCUCAUGAAUGACAUUGCCUCACAUAAGUUGGAGCAAGACAGAGGGCAUGUGCCAUCUUUAGUGGAGUAUUUCAUGAAACAAUACAGAGUUACGGAGCAAGAGGCUAAGGAGGCUCUCCAUAAACAAGUGGUUGACGGAUGGAAAGACAUGAACGAAGAGCUGCGCCAUCCGACCGUCGUCCCCGAGUUUCUCCUCGUGCGAAUUCUCAAUUUCGCACGAGUCUUCAAUGUGGUGUAUAACGAUGGAACAGAUCACUUCUCUCUUGCUGGAACCAAGUUCAAAGAGCUUGUGACUUCCCUUCUCGUCGAUCCAUUACCAAUGUGA